Lachnellula hyalina is the source of this 672-nucleotide messenger RNA. RefSeq lists its product as uncharacterized. NCBI's taxonomy places the organism in Eukaryota, Fungi, Ascomycota, Leotiomycetes, Helotiales, Lachnaceae. Bases 1 to 672 code for a protein of 223 amino acids. The transcript is spliced from 2 exons. The record is from RefSeq and is a predicted model, not a curated record.
AUGGGAGGACAGGGCUUCUUGAAGACUAGAAGAGUGGAAAGUCCUUUAGAUGUUUGCCUGCCGCUUCGAAAAUCCGAGAUUCGCGACAAUGGGAGCAAAAGUCUUUCGGUGCCUUCUGCGGGGUUGGGGGAGGAUGUUCCUUUCUAUACCUGUGGCGAUCAACAGAAUAGUUGUGAAGCGUUCGGCCAGCCUGCAAUCUGCUGCCCAGUACGAACAGCUUGCAAUCCUACCACCGUCGAAAUAUCACCUUCAGGAAUCUUUUGCUGUAACUCGGCUUUGAACCCCGAGGGGUGUUUCGUUUCCACACAUAAUCCGCCGGUAUGUAUGGCAGGUACAACAGAAUGCUCCAGAGAAACAGGCGGUGGAUGUUGCCCGGAGAAUACAAUAUGUUCUCCGAACGGGUGCAUUCACGCAGUACCUGUUUGGAUUAUCAGCUCUUCUGUAGUGACGGUUGGGGCUUCAAGUCUUUCGCCUACCUCGGGCGCUGGAGGUACAGAAUCAUUGGCAACGAUUACGAAAACAGUCACAGAACGGCCAGCUGCAACUGCGACAAUGGUGAAGGAUGGGGAAGUGGCACAGAGUGGAGUGAGGAAGGAUUCUGUUAUUUUGAGUUUUCCGUACGCGAUAGCUUGGAUGCUCGUAUGUGUUGCUGCACUGAUGAGAUUGCUGUGA